AUGGUGUGCACGAACAACGCUCGUGGCCACAUAGACCACGAGCCUCUUCGUCGUUGGUAUACAAGAAGGCCUGAGGAGAGCAAUUUAUCUGUGGGCGUUCGAAUGGUCCCGAUUGAUUCUUCAGGAAUUCUGAUGGUAGAAGAGAAGGAGCAGCAACACAACAAGAAACGACGGCGUCUUACAUGGGAUGUGGCAGCAUCCCCAGCAGAACAACAAGAGGCUGAAGUACGGCAGCGUCAUAUCUCGCCUCCAAAAAGAAAGGAUGAUCGUGAGGGACAUUAUACGUACAAUCUUGGAGAGAAUCUAACUCCAAGAUAUAAAAUACUGAGCAAAAUGGGUGAAGGCACCUUUGGUCGAGUUUUGGAAUGUUGGGAUCGUGAAACCCGUGGAUAUGUAGCAAUCAAGGUAGUCCGAAGCAUAAGAAAAUAUCGUGAUGCUGCAAUGAUUGAAGUUGAUGUACUUGAACAACUUGCUAAGAAUCAUAAAGGAAGAUCACACUGUGUCCAGAUCCUGAACUGGUUCGAUUACCGCAAUCACAUAUGCAUAGUGUUUGAGAAGCUUGGACCAAGUUUAUUUGAUUUCUUAAAGAGAAAUAAAUACUGCCCAUUCCCUGUGGAUCUUGUUCGUGAAAUUGGACGUCAGCUUUUGGAAUCUGUAGCAUAUAUGCAUAGUUUAGGGUUGAUCCAUACUGACUUGAAGCCAGAGAAUAUCCUUCUUGUCUCUUCUGAUUAUUUAAAGCUUCCUGGAUACAAGAGGACUUCACAAGGUGAAACACAUUUCAGAUGCUUGCCAAAGUCAAGUGAGAUUAAGUUAAUUGAUUUUGGAAGUACUGCUUAUGAUAAUCAAAAACAUAGUUCCAUUGUUUCUACAAGACACUACCGUGCACCCGAAGUUAUUCUAGGCAUUGGAUGGAGCUACCCAUGCGACAUGUGGAGUAUUGGCUGUAUACUUGUUGAAUUAUUCACGGGUGAAGCUUUGUUUCAGACUCAUGAGAAUUUAGAACACUUGGCAAUGAUGGAGAGGGUGUUAGGACCUUUACCAGAGCAUAUGGUUCAGAGAGCCAAGCACAACCCUUGUGCGAGAAAAUGA
Molecule: messenger RNA, 1089 nt
Organism: Lactuca saligna
Lineage: Eukaryota; Viridiplantae; Streptophyta; Magnoliopsida; Asterales; Asteraceae
Source: the annotation of a GenBank genome assembly